Limulus polyphemus (Atlantic horseshoe crab) is the source of this 626-nucleotide messenger RNA. Its product is annotated as limbic system-associated membrane protein-like. The record is from RefSeq and is a predicted model, not a curated record. The annotation marks the transcript as partial. Gene Ontology annotation, cellular component: neuron projection. Lineage: Eukaryota; Metazoa; Arthropoda; Merostomata; Xiphosura; Limulidae. The transcript has 5 exons.
GAAAGUAAGCUGUGACGAAACCCAGCCGAGUUUUGCCGGACCUGUUCCGAAUGUAACCGUUCCUGUAGGCCGAGAUGUAAACAUACCGUGUGUUGUCGAAAACCUUGGUUCCAAUAGGGCGGCAUGGAUAAAAGUAGAGUCUAAGGAUAUACUCUCUAUCCACGACCACGUGAUCACAAGAAAUUACCGGAUCAGCUUAAAUCACGUUGACAACAGGAACUUUGUGCUGCAAAUCAAGGAUGUGAAGGAGUCCGACAGAGGUGGCUACAUGUGUCAGGUGAACACUGCCCCCAUGAUGAGCCAAGUGGGGUAUCUGGAUGUAGUAUACCCCCCUCAAAUCAAGCGUGAAAACACCAGUUCUGAUAUUAGUACCAAGGAAGGAUCAAAUGUGACCUUGACCUGCGUGGUUACAGGGUACCCUACUCCCAGUAUCACUUGGCGUCGAGAGGAUGGUCAGCCUAUAACUCGAUCAAACAUUGAAAGACACUUCGGUAGUGAUCCUAAUCAAGUCAGCGAGAGUUUGAAUCUGAUCCGAGUCACCAGGAACCAUACAGGUGCUUAUCUGUGUAUAGCAAUGAAUGGUGUGCCACCUUCUGUAAGCCAAAGAAUUUUGCUACAGGUCUACU